UCCGGAAGUUAUUUUGUUCUUAAUGAAGUCCAUCCCCCAUCUGGGGGCUCCUUUCAGCGAUAUAUCUAGCUAACGCAUAGGCGAUCCAACGGAGGCUGUCUCUACUGAUGAAGACAAUGAUUACAUUUUACAAAUAUUCAAAAAAGCUGGACUAAAAUUUCUUUUCGUGCAUGAAGAGCGUGACUCUGCUGCAGACCGCCACAGCCUGAAGCCAUCCUGCCAAAUCUGGAGACCAUGUCUGGAGCCUACGACGAGUCCGCCAGCCAGGAGGAGACCACAGACAGCUUCUGGGAGGUUGGCAACUACAAACGUACAGUGAAGCGGAUUGACGAUGGUCACCGGCUCUGCAACGACCUGAUGAACUGCAUCCAGGAGCGUGCCAAAAUCGAGAAAGCCUACGCACAGCAACUGACCGAGUGGUCCAAGAGGUGGAGGCAGCUGGUAGACAAAGGGCCUCAGUACGGCACAGUAGAGCGAGCUUGGAUGGGGGUGAUGACGGAGGCAGAGAAGGUGAGCGAGCUUCACCAGGAAGUGAAAAACAACCUGAUGAACGAGGACUUUGAGAAGGUAAAGAACUGGCAGAAAGACUUGUACCACAAACAGAUGAUGGGAGGAUUCAAGGAAACCAAAGAGGCAGACGAGGGCUUCAAGAAGGCCCAGAAACCCUGGGCCAAAAAGCUAAAAGAGCUCGAGGCUGCCAAAAAGUCCUACCACAUGGCCUGCAAAGAGGAGAAGCUGGCGUCCAUCAGAGAGGCCAACAGUAAGGGAGAGGCCUCUGUGACCGCUGACCAGCAGAAGAAACUCCAGGAGAAAGUGGACAAGUGCAAACAGGACUCACAGAAGGCCAAGGAGAAGUAUGAGAAGGCUCUGGAUGAGCUGAGUAAGUGCACUCCACAUUACAUGGAAAACAUGGAGCAGGUGUUCGAUCAGUGCCAGCAGUUUGAAGAGAAGAGGCUGAGCUUCCUCAGGGAGGUGCUGUUGGACGUCAAACGCCACCUCAACCUCACAGAAGACCAAAGCUAUGCUACAGUGUACAGAGAACUUGAACGUUCCAUCACAUCGUCCAGCCCGCAGGAAGAUCUGAAGUGGUUCAGCAACACCCACGGCCCCGGCAUGCAUAUGAACUGGCCACAGUUUGAGGAAUAUAACCCAGACCAUACCCAUAACAUCUCGAAGAAAGAAAAGUCAAAGAAAGGCAGCGAUGGCGUCAUGCUGACUAAUGUCACAACAGGAGUGGACCACGCUCAAGCUGGAGACCGGGGAAGUGUCAGCAGCUACGAGAAGAACCAGGCGUACACGGCCUCCACAGAGUGGUCGGACGAUGACCAGACAGCCCCAGACUCGGGCAACGACACCAACGGAGGGCCGAACCCCUUCGACGACGAUGUGGGCAAAGGCGUGAGAGUGAGAGCGCUGUACGACUACGAAGGCCAAGAGCAGGACGAGCUCAGCUUCAGAGCAGGUGACGAGCUGAUGAAGCUGGAGGACGAGGACGAACAGGGCUGGUGUAAAGGUCGCCUAGACAACGGGCAGCUGGGUCUUUACCCAGCCAAUUAUGUGGAGCCGAUGUAGCUGUUCCAGCUGAGGACGCUUGCCUCGUCAGAGGGCAAACCCAGACUGAACCGUCCAGUCAUAACUGCACAUUGCCAGAGACUUGAAAGCAAAGCUUCCUCUUCCCGUCGGGCACAGUGAGCUGUCUUCAUCUCAGCACUCAUCACAGAGAAGACUUUACUGUUCAGGAUCACAUCAUCAUCCAAACACUGCAACACAAACACUGCAAACACUGAAGCAAAUUAUUUUAGUCUCUUAUGUGUGGAGCUGUGUGUGAUUCCAGAUGUGACGCUAACAUGCCAUAUAGUAUGUUCUCUCAUCAUAAUAUUGAUAUGGUAUUGUCAGUUGUGCCUGGAUAGGGAGAAUAUGCUAUGCAUUGUGCAUUUCAUGUACAUAUAUAUAUAUAUUUUUUUUUUUUUUUACAGUUUUUUUCCCUCAUUGACUACAGUGUUUUCUUUUCUCUGUGAAAUAUUUACAUGUUAGCAUUAAAGGAAUAGUUUGCCAUUUUAGGGGGAAUGCACUUAUUUGCUUUCUUUCUCCUGAGAGUUAGAUCGAUACUCCUCUCAUGUCUGUACAGUAAAUAUGAAGCUACAGCCAGGACCAGGUUAGCUUAGCUUAGCAUAGCAUAAAGACUGGAAACAGGGAGAAACAGCUAGCCUGGCUCUGUCUGAAGGGAACAAAAUCCACCCACCAGCACCUCUAAAGCUCACUAAUUAACACGUUAUAUCUCCUUUGUUUAAUCUGGAGAGUGGGAGGCUCACAGUGUCAGACUUUGAAAAAUGGGCCACUUAGUGGCAUGACACGUUAAUAACAAAUAUCAUAUUACCAUAGUAAUAGCAGUUUUUGGGAGUCAUUGUCUCUGGCCAAGAAAGAGUUACAGCACACAACCCCCAUAAAACCACAACUUGUAAUGUUUUUGUACCAAUUACACAAACAAGAUUUAAACAAAGAUACAAUAUGUUAUUCAGUGAGCUUCAGAGACAGAGGGAGGCUAGCUUCUUCUCCUGCUUUGUGUCUUUAUGCUAAGCUAAGUAGCUGCUGGCUCUGGCUUCAUAUGUAGUGCACAAACACAAGAGUGGUAUCAAUCUUCUCUUCUAACUGCAAAAAAAAAAAAAAACCUGAAUAAGAAAAUCUCAAACUUUUCCUUUGAUGUAUUUUGUUGUUUUCUUGCUGCUCUCCGUAGCAUGUCACUGAAUUAGCAUUUUAAACCGAGAUAAAAGACAGCUCACCAUCAGUAAAAUAAAACAUACACAUUCACUUAGCAGAGCGUCUCAGUGCAAAAAUUGUUUACAUUGACCUCUGCUGUCCAACCCGACACUAAGAAGGUGCCUGUUAUAACUAUUCAUUUCAUUCAGUGUCUCCUCCUUUGUCUUUACGUGCAGACUGUGUUAAUAAUGCGGGCACCCUGAACAAAACCUGCCUGGAAAAUAAGCUUAAUUUUGAAAAAUUGUUUAUUUAUUUCUGCAGUUAAUGAGACUUGUUUUCUAUGAGUGAAUGUCAGUGACUUGGCAUUAUCAGCUUCCAGCUCUUAUCAGCUGGUGAUUAUGUGCUUGCUAAUGCUCCCACACACUGUUUAUCGCUCUGAUCCAGUGCAUGGCCUCAAUUUGUUUCCACCACAUUAUUAACAGUUUCUUGAUUGAAUUAAAACUCUGAUCGGGAUAAUGAUGAUGCUAUUGGUUUGCAACUUAGUCCUUAUUGGUUUCACUGUGUACCAAACUACAGGCUGUGAUAAAUAUACACAUCUUUAAAGUUAAGUGUUUUUGUUUGAAUCAGAAAAUCUAACUUUAUACAAUCAAAAAAAUAGGAGUGCAUGUGGCAGUACAGCACAUUGGUGGGUUGCUGCUGUUAACCAGGGGUGUUGGUGAAAACUACACCCUUGUCGAUGAAGAAGGUGGGUGUUCUCUUACUGAUGCAGACAGAGAAGAGCAGUGCAACAAGCGCUGCACAAAAUAGCAGAAAGAGGAUCCAUCUCUGAAAUAUUGAUGAGACAUUUGCCUUUUCUGCUGCAAGAGAGUUAAUUUUGAAAAGAUCCAGGAAGGAAAUGUCUCUUGUGCCGUGUUUGUGCUUCUGUAUGCUUGUAAAACAAUGUUGCUCCUUGUAAGCACUGGAUUAGGAGGGGUGAAAUAAAUAUUGAAUCGCCAGAAUCUACCACCCUGCCACAUCCAAGGUCUCUCAACCAUCGUGUUUAACAAAGUGAAAGAGAGCUCGCUUCCACAGAAUCUGACUCCUGCUUCUCCAGCUCAGUUUUCACUGACACAACACACAGGCCCUCUGUCUUGACUGAUCAUAUGAAUUUGAAGAUUUCAGCGUGUUUGAACUGUAUUUGAAACAGAAUUGGACUGUUAACAAGUGUACUGUUAAAGUGUGUAAAAGCUAUAAAUGCGGCAUCCACUGUGAAACUCCUGUGAUACGCUGAAGGAUGGUAAAUCUUUUUUUUUUAUUUUUUUUUUUUAUACUCAAAUGCUUCUUUCUCUUCUGUCUGAAAACAUUGAUCUGCAAUGUUGAGGAAAACUCUUUAUAGAGGGCUUUUUUUUUUUUAGCAUAGUACUGUCAUUUCCAAACUGUAGUGCCUGUUCAUCUGCAUACGCUAAAAUAAAAGACGUCAUCAGAAAACU
Messenger RNA from Sander lucioperca (pikeperch), 4166 nucleotides. It is a transcript of the gene pacsin1b, whose product is annotated as protein kinase C and casein kinase substrate in neurons 1b. The coding region runs from base 235 to 1572 and encodes 445 amino acids. NCBI's taxonomy places the organism in Eukaryota, Metazoa, Chordata, Actinopteri, Perciformes, Percidae. The transcript is spliced from 10 exons. The record is from RefSeq and is a predicted model, not a curated record. Gene Ontology annotation, biological process: plasma membrane tubulation; cytoskeleton organization; regulation of endocytosis. Gene Ontology annotation, cellular component: endosome; cytoplasm; plasma membrane. Gene Ontology annotation, molecular function: protein binding; phospholipid binding.